CAGAAAAGAAGUUAUCUUUCUCUCUCUCUGCUCGACUUUCCUCUGCAGCCGGCCCAUAUGAAGGACACCACGUGAACUCCCCCGACGACUCAGUGCGUCUUCGCCGCCGUUUUCGUCGUCGCAGAUUAAGGUUCCCCUCCUCUAACACGCCGGCGCUUCCCCCCCUGCCACCGCGACACUCAGUCGUCGCCGCCGUCGGCUCUGCUGCCGUGGCCAAGCGCGUUGGCAGCGAGGAUUGCUUUAGCUUGCAGGCACUUUCCCCACCCCCACCGCCGCUGAUUUCGCCGUUAUGCGGUGAAGCCCUUCGCGUUGACGGGCUAAUCGGCUGCCUGAUUUCUAUUAUGAUGGGGUAGGUGUGCUCCUGGUUCGCGUCUCGGAGGACCCUCGCCGUUUAUCGAUCCAGUGAUGUGGAGCUCACCUUUCUCCGGCUAGCGUUGUGUCAGGGGAGAGUGCUUGUUGAUCCCUCGGGAGCUGGUUGAGUUGUCUUUCGUUUGUGGGAAAUCUGUGCGGCAGCGUAAGGUUGCUGAUUCGGAUGGCACCGGUGGGGGAUCAUAUUGUGGACAUCAGCUCCGAUGAGGAGGACUUGUUCAUCGGCACUUCCCUAAAUAUACUCCUAGAACCCCUCGACCCCGUUAAAUGGGUGGAUGAGGUUUGCGGUGUGGCUGAUUAUGUGGCCGGGGAGGAUAUCGAUGACCUCAUGAUUAUGAGUGAGAUAUCUGCUCCACCGGUGUUGCAGAAGAUAGCCAAGCCUGAUGAGCUCGUGGUUAUGGGUGAGUUGUCCUCACCACCUGCCCCGCAGCAGAAGGCCAGUGCUAAUGGUGGGUGCCAUGAGGAUGAUGAUGAUUGUGUAGUUCUAGAUGGUGACCCUGAUAAGGCGAUUACAGUUGCUGAAGAGGGGAGCUUGGGAGAUGGCAGUUCGGAUGAAUUGCAGAUAGUGGCGGAGAAAGGCCCGGUAGCAUGCAGGGACUUCCCUCAUUCACGGCAUUCAUGCUCAAACUUGCCUUUCAGCACUACUUCUCACGUAAAGCACUGUUCCAUGUGCCACUGUUUUGUAUGUGACGCACCAGCUCCUUGCAAAUAUUGGGGUAACAGUACAUCAGCUGAUGAUCAUUGCCAUGCUACAGACAAGGAUUCAAAAUGGACAUGCAUGAGGCAAAUAUUCAAGCAAAAAUUGUUGCCAGCAUCUUUUCUAGAAAAACACCAGAACGGCGUUUACUCAACAAUGACACCACCUAGACAGCAACAUAUGCAGUGUCAUGUUUCAGUCCCACAAUCGCCUUCGGUGUCACAUGGGAGUCACCCUUCUCUUACCAUCCAAAGUCCUCUUCUUAAUGAAGGGAGCCAAAACCAACAAAGACAUCCCUCAGUGAGAGUCUCACUGAGUGUAGGGGCAACAGUCAGUUCUCCAAGAGCUGGAAGAGGUACUGGCAAUGCUCACAUUGCUCAAAGUACUCAUUCACAUGCAAUAUUCAAGAGAGCAGGGGCUGUUGCUCCAGUCUUUGCAACAAGAAAUGCUAGCCAAUUCUGUCCUUCUGCUCCAGAUGAUCUCCUUUUGCAGCAGGCAUUGUCUCACGCUUCUCAGCCUGUUCAAGUUGCGCCUACAACCAAUGCUUUCACUGGCGCUUCUCAAAAUAACCAUUUUCAGAGAUCUUUCAGUGCGCCGAUAGCACCUCAGGUGCAACAAGGUCAACCUGCGGCACGUUACCAGGUCGCCAUAAAUGGAAUGCACGCCGUAGGGCCGCAACUUGCACGGUCCACCUCACUUACAACUCAGAGAACACAAUGCCUCCCAGAACCAGCAAUAAUAGAUGUCAGCACAACAAGCUGGCAAGACAUACUUGCUACUGUGGCAUCUAAUCUGGGGGUAGCAGAUUACAACACGAGCACCCCUGAGUCUCAGCAUGUAACGGUUGACUCUCUAGCCAUGCAUCCCACUGCAAACCAUGGGUUGGAUCUUCAGCAUGAGCCCAUUGCAGAAUCAGAGAACCUGACAUAUUCGCUUCUGCAUGAUUCAUCCAAUGGCGCAGCAGGUGGCAGUGUUCAGGCAGAUGGUCCUAUGCAAACACCAGAGAAUUUGGACCAUCUGAUUGGCCAGAGCAAUCCUGUUCCAAAUGAAGCUCACCUGGAUGACUUUGCGGGUGCCCCCGCUAAUCAAUUACCAAUAGAAGAAGAAGAAGCUCAUCAGCCUGAGAUGUCAAGGCUGGAGCCUACAAACAUUCUGUUCGAGUUCGAUUGGGUUUAAGCGGUGACCUGCCUGGCUGCCUCAUCAGCAUAUCCCUAACCCAUGAAUAAUAAAUCAGUGCCAUUGACGUGCCCCUUUCUAGGUCUCCUGCAUAGGAGACAUGUCUGGUGUCCCCUUGUACAGUAAUUAGGCUAUGUACUAGAAGAGUUUCGCCGUCAUGUUGUUUGUUAUCAUAGUGGUCAGAUGUUGUGGCUCUUCGGGCUUUAGAUGUUAACAGGUCUGAAGUAGAAGGGUGUUGGGUGGGUGCCAAGAUGCUUGUCUAACCACUGGUCUACAAUUUGACAAUGUAAGGUAUUGAGAUACAGAUGCUUGGGUUGGAU
Molecule: messenger RNA, 2562 nt
Organism: Zea mays
Lineage: Eukaryota; Viridiplantae; Streptophyta; Magnoliopsida; Poales; Poaceae
Product: RPM1 interacting protein 13
Exons: 4
Coding region: 533-2242 (569 amino acids)
Source: RefSeq, marked validated